Messenger RNA from Poecilia reticulata (guppy), 6984 nucleotides. RefSeq names its product paralemmin 1b (gene palm1b). Gene Ontology annotation, cellular component: membrane. Lineage: Eukaryota; Metazoa; Chordata; Actinopteri; Cyprinodontiformes; Poeciliidae. The record is from RefSeq and is a predicted model, not a curated record. Gene Ontology annotation, biological process: regulation of cell shape.
UUUGUUUUUUUCUGAACUAAAAUAUCACAAGAAAUAAGAGCAAUAUUCAAAGCAUUUAUUUUCUACCAUUCCUACCAUGAGUGGUCGUUAAUUGUUCAAGUUUGGAGCAGAGAGGCAGCAUCAUUUGGCAUGCGAGCGAUCCCAGUAAAGCUGUGAUUUACUGGGAUCUAGUAAAACCUUGUUUUACUGGGAUUGCUCACGCUCAAAGACAAACAAAUUAGAGCUGAAAUUUAAACCAAAUAAAGACAAGUUAGAGUUGACAUUUAAAACUCUCUUUGCCUCUUUUAUUUGUAAUUUAAAGUGCUUAGCAUUAGUAACUGUAAACAUUUGCCUUUGUGUGUGUUGCCAGUGCAGAAUUAAGACCCCCGAUAUUAACUCUGAGUUUUAGAGCAGCUAUUAUUACCAUUAGAACAGCCUCUGUGUAUUCUUUAGAGAAUCUAGAUCCUUACCUUAUAAAUUAUAAUUAUACUUCCAGUUUCUUUGGUUUGGAGUUAUUCUUAAAGUGAUGCUUUAUUGAGCAUAGAGCAAUAUAAGAUCCAGCCCUUCAGGAGUUUUAGAAAUUACUAUUUGAAAUAUAAACAGUUAGAUUGUUUCUUACAUUCAUAUUCAAAAUGUUGAUGUUAAUACUAUAAAACCGUGGUGGUUUUUUUGUUGGGUUUUUUUUAAUGUGGCUGAUCUAAAUUACCGGUCUCGUUGUCGUGUGCUUUUUUUGUUGCUAUUCGAAAGCCUUCUUCCAAAGGAAAUAUCGCAUUUAAUAACUAUUCCUGAAGUCUGCGACCUGUCAUUCGAAUAAUCGUAACAUGAGCCUUUAGUGGAGACUUAUUAUGACUAUUACUAUCGCUCAGCAUCCCGUCUCAGUAGGGCAACAGUCACAGUCGUUCCACUCUGGCUUUAAAUCUUGCUUCCGUCCAUCCUCCAUCCUGGAUCUCUGGUCUGGAACCCAUUAGAGCAGGAAUCUCCAGCAGCGCCAUGAUUCCACAUUAGCAUUGCCUACCCUGUCUCACCCUGACAGGAAAGAGACACUGCCUUAGUGCCAAAUAGACCAAAUAUUUCACUUCAGUCACUGGGAAGUCGUUGGAAAAGUGCAGGAUGGCAGAGGUGUCACAAGAGGAGAGACUCCAGGUCAUCGCUGAGAAGAGGAAGAAGCAGACAGAGAUUGAAAACAAGAGGAGGCAGCUCGAUGACGACCGACGGCAACUUCAGCAUCUCAAGUCAAAGUCACUGAGGGAGCGCUGGUUGCUAGAUGGAGCUCCAGCAGAAGAGGAGACGCAGAGGCGUCUGCAGGAGGACGAGAUGAAGACCAAGCUUCUGGAACAGGUCAUCCUCAGGCUGGAGCAAGAAAUUGAAGAGCUGGAGACAGGCGUGCCAGCUAAUAAAGGUGUGGCCAAAGAAAAUGGUGAGAACGGAGUAGUGCAGACCUCCAGCCAGACCCCGAAGAGAGAGGUGACGGGGGUCGAAGCCAAGCUGCUGGGCCCCAGCCCUGACCAAGCCAGCGAGGACAACCCAGUGACCCUGGUGUUCAUGGGCUACAAGACCGUCGAGGACGAGAAGGAGACGCACACGGCCCUGGGCAUGGAGGGCGUGGACGGCAACGUGAAGGCCGAGUUCGUGGUGAUCGACGACGGCGAGGGGAAGGCGGCGGACGCGGCCACGGAGGAGCAGGCCCCGCCCAACGGCAGCAUGGCGGAGAAAGAGAAGGCCAACGGAGGAGGAGAGGAAGGAGAGAAGGAGAAGAAACAGACCUGCAAAUGCUGCACGGUCAUGUGAGAUAUGUGUGUUUAACUGCGUGUGUGCGUGCGUGCGUGCGUGUGUGUGUGCGUAUGUUUGCGUGAGACUGACUGUGUAUGGGUGAGUACACACACCUGCACCUGUGCGAGGAACCGUGUGCCAUUGCAUGAGUCCAUAUUUGCAAACGUAUGUAGCUUUUUGUGUUUGUGUGUGGAAGUGUGUGUCAGGACUGAUUUACAGCUACACAGUCAACAUCCCAACAACGAAAGCCGACUCGAGCUCCAGCUCCAAGAACCACAAAGACUCAUAAGUACACUUACUCUGUAUACUUUCUCUGUAUUUGACUUUUGAUUUCUAUUGAUAUUUUUCUAUUUUUCUGUCUUGACCUUUAUAUCGUAGCCUACUAAGUGUGUUUCUCCUUAUUAUGAGGCUGUGUACUGUACGUUCAUUGUUCUUAUUGUUUUAAAAGAGAGAAAAAAACAAUGUAUUAGCUCUCUGGAUUGUACUGCAGCCCAACUGGGAAAAUUUCCGGGAAAAAAAAAAAAUCCAAAACAACAAAACUAUGAAGGACACAGAUACUUAAAUAUAUAUAUACAGAUAUAUAUAUUUCUCUGUGUAGGCCUACCAACUAUUUAUCAGUCAAUUUCAUAUUGCAAUAUUGUCUAAGACAUUAUUUUGAAUAGUAUUUUAAUAUAUUGAUAUGAAAUUAUGUUUUAUACAAUGUAUUUAUUGCUUUGGUUCUCUGUGUCACCCUUCCACCACCACCUGCAUGUUGAGGCUUGUGAGCGCCACCGGAUGAACACUCAUUAACAAGUGUCUGUGCUUUUCUUAGAGUCGUGCGUGCUCAUAUCUUUAGUCUCACAAGUAGUCCUGUCAGUAAUGGUGAAUUAUUAUAAAUGCAGUGUUCGAGUAACGCAUUAUUAUGUCUAAAGGCAAAUAUACGGCAAAGAGGCACAUAGAGUCACACCGAUUGUGUUGCGGGGUCACUUUUAGUUUAACACUAGGUCGUGGAGCACGGCAGACGCACCAUGGAGGUCACCGCUUUUGUGUUUUCUGUUGUGAGAGAAGUGGAUAUAAGUUUGUAGGUGAUUCGCACCACUACGCUGUUGCUGGAAAGGCUUAAAGUGUGGGCCACAUUAAUUGGCAGAUUAGGAUGAAAAACAUUUUUUAUUUUUUUUUUUUUAACACCGCCAGAACAGGCCACGAUGUUUCUUUGAUCUUUUAGGUAAAGUCACGUUGUUUGACUUUCGUUUUAAUAUCGUAAUAAAUUGGACCACAAACUCUCAGCGAGCUUUACACAUAGCCCACUCUUUUAAACUCGGCUUAAUUGAGCCAGCUGAUAACAGGCUAAAACAAGUUUCUAGACCAAGAAAAUUGAAAACAGUUGAUCCAAAUAUGUAGGAAAUCACCUUUGAUAAGGCAAAGGUGAAAGGCACUUUUGGUGUGUUAGAUGUGCUCUGGUUUUCACGUUCCUUUUCUACGAGAAAAUCUGACUUAGAGUCGUCAAUAAAAUAUCUAAUGCAUAGUUUAUUAUAAACUCACAGUUACAAAUCAUGGCUAAAACUUUGAGCACCACUGCUCUAGAUCUUCCAGAAUCCUCUUCUCAUCAUUCAGCCCACAGGAUUUGGCUCUGGAGACUGAUAUUGUCUCAGAAACCAUUUCUGUGUUGAUAUUUAUCACGUUUAAAGAUCCAUUUAUGACUCGUUUUGAUCUAACUGGUGGGAGCCCAGCAGAUUUUUACUUAGAAACCUCCUGGGAUUUCUGAGUUCAUAAUUUUGUGCGCUCUUACGAGGUUCCCGAGGCAUAUCUGAGGACAAACAUGCCCACAGCAUCACAGAUCCUCCCCCGUACUUGACAGUGGGCAUGACAUUUUUAUUUUCACACAUUCAUGCUUAGUAUAAAACGGAGUCCAACCCUUGGCUGCUUUUAGCCACUCACCAAGGACUACUGGCUCUGUGUCACAUCAUAUUUAUCCCCCAGAAACAGAAGAUUACUAAUCAGAUGUACCUAGAAACUCUGAAAAAAGGAUAAAGUCUUUUUAUUAUUAUUAUUCUUUAGUAAUAUUUGCUUUAAAUUGAUUAUCAUUACCAAUUAAUGUUUCUAAAAUCCAACAAUUUCUUAACAGGGAAUAUACUUGCAAAUCAAUAAAUGGGUUCAAAUUAAAGAUUGGAGUUGUAUUUAAAAAACAUGUAUGUGUGAGAUUAAGCUGCUGCAAUAAAAGAUGGGUUUAUUUUAGAGUUCUUAAAACAUUUUUACUAGGUGUACCAAUAAAUGUGUCCUACACUGUAAGUAAUUCUGUUCUCUCAACAGUAGGAUCAAUGUAAAUCUAAAUAAGGUAGCACUGCAUGAAGCCUUGCAGCUUUGUUUAUCUCACCAGUUGUUGGGUCUUUAUUAUUAUAUGCCGUCAUUGUUCACAUGAAUGUAAACCCAGGGGUUAAAUUGGGAUUUUGUUCACCUUAUAAUGAAGAAAAGGCAAAGCUGUUCAGCUCUCAUUACUAAAUAUUAAUUUAAAAAAAAAAAAAAAGCUUUUUGUCGUUUUAUGAACCAAAUAAAACUUAAAUAUACUGUAAUUUCCCUGUGUGGUUUUCAAUUUUUGUUUUGUGUUUUUUUUUUUUUUUUGGCUCACUCCCAGUUUAACCCCUGACUACUUUUCAAAAGAAAAAACUCUGCAAAUAGUCACACUUGUUUCCAAAAAAAAAAAAAAUGGAAAAGGCUUUCAUUCUUCAAAUGUCAAGAAUCUUUGAUCUGAUCUGCCUUAAAACUCAAUUUAGUGAAUGAGAUUGUGUCUUUCACGUGUAUAGACGGUCGAUGCUCUCAAGCAAAAUGUCAGCCUGGCAAUUUUUUUUAGGAGUGCAAGCUGAAAGCCCGAAAGGCCUGCUCCCAGUUCUGACCCUGGUUUGUCUGGCUGACAACAUGACAUUACGGAUGGUCUGAGUCAGUGAUGCAACACAAACGGUCUUCUGCUCACCCACAUCUUUCAUACACUGUUCUCCUUCAUCGUCAAUGUCAAACUUGUAGCUGCAACCCCUCUAUGCUUGGAUAUCUGCUACUUGGAGGGGGGGGAGGGAAUUAACAAAAAAAAAAACGAAUAAAUAAAUAAAUCCCUCAUGCUGGUGCUAUGCUGCAAAGCUCCUCAAUCGCCAACUUUUGUUGUUCAAACCUGUUUCCUCUUUCUUACUCAAACUGCUGGUAGGGCAGGAUUCGGCUGCCCUCCUGAGAAUCUUCUGCUACCUUCAGUGCCAGAUGCAAGUCCUGCCUGCGUUUUUCCACCUGUGAAACGAUCCCUUCGUACAUUCCAAAGGGAGGUCAGCAGGUCUGGACGAAUACAUUACAGUCUAUGCGUUCCAUAUGUACACUUCCACUCAGACUGUACAAACAGCAUUUCAUAUAUACUCAUGUACAUGUUUUUAUUUUUAUUUUUUCUGUCUUUUUGGCCUUUUUGCAAGGCCUGCUUAUUGAAUUUGAUGUUUGUAUUUAAGAAGAAGAAGAAGAAAAAAAAAUAGACAUCUGUAUUGUUGGUGCCUUGUCAGGUUUGUUUGGCUGAACUUUUCCUAGACAGAGGUUUUUUUUCUCGCUCUGCUUCAUGUGACCAACGACCCACUUGGAAACACUGCCUUUCUACUCUGCAGGAGCGCUCCGUGAGAAUACGGUGCCUUGCACUUACUUGUAUUGAGAUUUUCCGCAUUUUUGUCACGUUACGACCACAAACUUCAAUAUAUUUUAUCUGAUAGGCCGACACAGAUUGGCACAUAAGUGAAGCGGGUGGCGAAGGAUGCCUGGUUUUCAGAUUUUUCCCUACUUUUAAAAGUAAAAAGUGUGGUGUGCGUUCCAAUGUUUUUUCCGGAACCUUUUGCAACCAUUUAAUGGUAUAUCUGCCUCGCAUAUUUUCACUUUUUCAAACUAGCUCAAGCAUAGUCAGAUUCGAUGGAGAGAAUCUUGGCAGAAUCGGUUUUCAAGCCUUACCACAGUUUCAAGAUUGGAUUGGGGUCUGGACUUUGGCCGGACCAACUUAAUUAAGUGCAUUAAAGUUCUAGAUUUGUGUUUAUGGCUAACUUUUUUUGUGCCUGGUGAAGAUAGUAUUUCCAUGACAUGAAGCUGCCACGUUUCGUGGUCAGGUGUAGUGUUUGGUCCACGUGAUUAACGCACUUUCUUCCACGUUAUUUCUGUGCGCCCUGCGUGACUUUAAAUAGGACUUCUUUUGACUUUCUUCUUGCCAAUCUGCCAUAAAGACCAGGUCUACUAGAGCUACUGUGGAUCCCUUGACUGAGUCUGUGAUUAACUGUCUCCUUGCCAUCAUAGUGUAGGCAGAUGGACAUUUCUUGGUAGCUUUCCAGUUGUGUCAAACUCGUUCAGAUGAUUGACUGGACAGAGUUCUGUCAGAUGUUUGAAUCUUGGGAUAUUGUUUUAUAACCUAACUCUGCUUUAAACUUUUCCAAGAAUUUACCUUUGACCUGUCUGCUCCGUUCUUUGAUUUGCCUGAUGUUGUUUGAUCAAUAAUGUUCUCUGACAAACCCUCUGAGGCCUUCACAGAACGACUGUAUUUCGACUGAAAUUAAAUGUCACGCCGACGGACAGCUGGUUGCACUAGAUUAUAUUUAGAGGUAUCGGAGAAAAAGGGGGCUGAAUGAAACAUUUUGAAAACUCAAAUCUUUCUUCCACUUCCAAGCUAAAUGGAACUUUGGUGUUGAUGUGGCACAAAUAAGUCUAAAUAAAAUGCAGUGAACUUUGUGGUUAUAAAAUGACAAAAUACUAAAUAAGGAGUACGAAUACUUUGCAAAAUAGCUAUGAGAACCUAACACUUUUUGACAAUUUUAGAUACCUGCACCUUUGUUGGAAGGUAAUAUGCAGACUAAUCUAAUGUUGGUGUCUUCAAAAAACUUUAUAUCCUUCAUUUACUCUUUUUUUUUUUUAUUACUUAACCUAUUUUGUUUUUGGGGUUUUUUCUGUUGUUGUUGCAUCAUCCAAAGUGAAACAUUUUUGAGUGGAUGCAAACUUUAUAGAAAAGACUAACUGGCAACCUAUGUGUGUAUAAAUUGUAUACACAUGUACAUUAUGUGUCUAUAUGCAUACAUAGAAAAUAAAUGUAAAUUUGGUGGGCUGAAGGUUUGCUUAGUUGUGGGGUCUCUGGCGUAGCACAGCCACAGCAAAAAUAUAUAUAUUGAAAAAUAAAUUUGUGCUGAACAAAUGCCUGUUCAUCUAUUAUGUGGUCAUCUAGAUGUCCUGUCUUGAAUAAAAACUACUGUUUGACAACAUCAA